This is a messenger RNA of Punctularia strigosozonata HHB-11173 SS5, 3768 nucleotides long. RefSeq lists its product as uncharacterized. The transcript has 12 exons. Gene Ontology annotation, molecular function: zinc ion binding; DNA-binding transcription factor activity, RNA polymerase II-specific; transcription cis-regulatory region binding. Gene Ontology annotation, biological process: DNA-templated transcription; regulation of DNA-templated transcription. Gene Ontology annotation, cellular component: nucleus. Bases 1 to 3768 code for a protein of 1255 amino acids. NCBI's taxonomy places the organism in Eukaryota, Fungi, Basidiomycota, Agaricomycetes, Corticiales, Punctulariaceae. The record is from RefSeq and is a predicted model, not a curated record.
AUGACUUCCAGCCUCCAGCAGUGGGACGCCCAGCCGCCCCAGCUCGAGCAGUUCGUGAUCGACCAGGAAUACGACCAGUUCCUUCCUCAACCGUUUGGGCCAGACCAUCCUCAGCCAUCGUCCCAUUCGAUCACCCCUCGGUACCAACCCCAACCUAACACGGCACCCAGCUACAGCACGUUUCCCGGGGCCGAUACUCAACACGACCACCAACCCGCCUACGGGGCCCAAAAUGCCUGGUCUCUACCCCCCGAUCACGCAUUCGCCCUCUCCCAACCCCCUCAGCCCGCCCUAAAUCAGCAGCAGUACGGGCAGCAGCAGCAGCAGCACCGUCCGCCGCCGCCGAGCGCCUUCGCCCCGACGUCACCGCCCUAUUGGGCAAAUGCGCAACCGCCUCCGAUGCCGGGCGCGCGACGACCCGGGGUCUCGCCCGCCCCCGCCCCGGGACCCCAGAUCACCUCAGACCCCGCCGCCGCCUUCGUCACCUCCCCGACGUCGAUCGACGGCGCGUCCGGCGCCUACAACGCACCCGGCACCUUCGGCUACGGCGGCGGCGGCGGCGCACCGCCCAACACCGCGUACCGGCAACCGCAACAGCACUACCCGCCGUCCGCCUCUGCCGGUCCGGGUCCGGAAACGUCGGCCGCGCGCUCCUCCUCGCACUACCGCAGCCCCGCCGACGCGCGCCCGGCCCGGCCCCCCCAGCCACAGCUGCAGAUGCCCGCGAGCGGCGGCGGCACCGGCCUCAAACGGCAGCGCACGAACACGGUCGUCGACCCGUCCUCGUCCUCCGCGGCGGCGAGGGCGGCGGCGUACCGCGAGCCCGCGGACGCUUCGCACGCGUCGGAUAACGAGGACGAUGGAGAGGGCGAGCUCGAACGCGACGCGGGUCGUGUCACCCUCCAGCCCCGGGAGAGCCUGCGCGAGCGCGGCGCGUGCUCGCGGUGCAAGAUGCUCAAGGUCAAGUGCGUGCGCGACCCGGACCUGAGCAUCAGCAAGGGCCUCGACCCGGACGUCUGUCGGCGAUGCAUGAACGGCGGACACGAGUGCGUCGUACCAGGGAAAAGACCUCGCAAGCAGCCGCCAAAACGAGGCGACCUGAUGCAGCGCAUCCAAGCCCAGGCCGCCCACAUCGAGCGCCUCAUGAAGCAGCUCGAAGCCGCCACGUUGGCCGCCAACGACAAACACCAGGGCGCGCACCGGCCCCAGAACGUGUCGGUGCCCACCCCCAGCCUCUCCGUAUCAGCUCCCUACCUCAUGUCGCCGCUCUCGAACGCGUCGCACAGCGGCAUCUCCGCCGACUCGCGCUCGCCCGAGGCCGAGCGCGGCGACCCGCUCGACGACCGCGACCUCGGUCGCUACUCUCUCGGGCAGCCGCCGCCGCCCUCGACGGCCCCGGACCCGCGCGUGCAAGACUGGAUCGCGAAGGCGCGCGCGUCGUUCGAGCAGUUCGGCGGGUACAUCGGCAUGGGCGGCGCGCGGGGCGGGGGCGUGACGCGCGCGCUCGUGGCGGACGAGGACCCGGAGGACGAGGAGAGCUCGGACGAGUACGCGGACUACGACGUGCUCGACGAGGAGUCGGAGCUCGAUAUCGCGGUCGAGAGCGACGGCGAGUCGGCGGUCGUGGACGCCGGGAGCCCGUACGGGGUCAUGUCCGUCGGGCCGUCGCGCUCGCGCCGGGCGAGCAACAACCCGAGCGAGGACGGGAGCGGGGGAGGGGCGAGGAGGGAGCCGGCGGCGGGGACGAAGCAGAAGUUGGCGUCGUUGCCGACGGAGGCGGUCCCGUUUGGGCUGAUGGCGGAUAUGAGCUUGAAGAUGAAGGCGGGGAAGCAGCGCCCGGGGAAGAAGGGGAGCGGGACGGAGAGCGUGCCUGGCAGCCCCGAGAACACGACUGGAACCGCGGAAGCCUCCGGAGCUGGCCAGGGAGAUGCAUCAGGAGAUGUGGCGGAGGAGCAUCACGAAGAGAGAGUCGGUAUCGCCGACGAGGAUUACUUUAGGCCGAGUCCUGAGCCCGAGACGCGGGGACCGUCGAUCGUGGAUCCAUCACAUCAGGCGCCGCAUAUACUCGCCAAGGGUAUCGUGACGCCCGAUGAAGUGGAGAAGCUAUUCCGGAUUUAUUUCGACUAUAUGAACUGUUCGCUUUCUAUCCUCGAUCCCGUCCUCUACACUGCGAAGACGACAUAUUGGCGAAGUCCAUUCUUGUUCACAGUCAUCUGUGCCGUUGCGUCUCGCUACUAUGGCCUACGACCCGAGCUGUACGGGGAGUUGAUGAACUACGCUAGGCUUGCUGCUGGCACCGCCCUCAUUGGUGGCCCGAAGACGGUCGAAAACGUUUUUGCCUACAUAUUACUGGCUCUAUAUCCGCUACCCGUGAAGAAGUGGGAGGACGAUCGGACGUGGUUGUACCUCGGCUUGGCCAUCAGAAUCGCCACGGAUCUAAACCUGCAUCAUCCAUCUACGGCCAAGCCUCGGAACGAGAGCCACGCUCGGGAGCUGCUCAAUCGCACCCGAGCAUGGAUCAACUGCUUCAACCUCGACCGUUCGACGGGAUCACAAUAUGGGAAAUCUCCCAUCAUUCCGAAUCACGACUACGUCGCGAACCAUUCCGAGGAAUGGUGGCAUAGCUCGGAGUACAAUCUUAGAAACUUCGACAUCCACCUCAGCGGGUACAACGCAGAGUUGCGAUGCCUGUCGCAGUUCAGGGCCAAGGUGUACAGCGACCCUAAUCAUCCCACGUUGCUCAACAAGGACGCCGACAUUGGCAAGCUGGCGAUGGACACAGACGACAAGCUGCAAAACCUUUGGAAGGUGUGGACGGACAGGCUGAAGACGGUCGAUGCGGGAGAUGCGCAAGGCCAGUUCCGCAGCGGAAUCAUGAGUUUGGCGUACAGCUACGCGCGUCUUGCUGCUUUGUCGGUCGGAUUCCAACACGCCUUCGGUAAACGAGGGUCAAACCCUCACGAAUUCCUGCAAAGAUGUUGGCGUGCAGCUUCGGACGUCGUGACGGACUUCGCCAAUAAUCUAGGCACAGCGACUAACAGAAUCUUCCUUCGACAUGGCCCGGAGGCUCAAAGUGUCUUCGUUACGUUCGCCUGCGCGUUUCUUGUCAAGCUACUUCACCCCAAGUACGCAAACUACAUGACUGUCGAGCAGCGCCAGGGUAUCCGACCGAAGGUUCAGAGAAUCGCCGAACUACUUGGCUCACCCGACGUCGCCAUCGACGAUCGCCAUGCACCGAAGCUAUACUCGCACUUCUUGGAGAACCUCCUUGCUACACCUUUGGCGCGCGCGGACCCGACACUGCUACAUAAGCGCUCCUCGGCAGCCAGACGGAACGCCCCCAAGCAACGAACCGUGUCGCCCGCCACGUCUCCAACCGUGGAAUACGCAUCGUACUUCGAUGCUCCCCACUCGCGCUCGGCUCCGAAUUCGCACUACCCAUCUCCUACGGAGCAGAGGACGAGCGUGUCUCCACCGCCAGCGGCGACGACUUUCGGACAGCUGCCGACCUCGCCGACCUCGUCUGCGUUCCUGAACCCGCACGGGCUGGGUCUAGGCCUGAACCAGGAUCAUCCGACUCUCUUCAAUCCUCCGCUCGCCUUUGACGACGAGCUGAUGCAGACCAUGCAAACCGCUGUGGACCAGACCUUCUGGCCAGGCGUCUGGCCCGGCUUUGGCUGGAUGGGCCAGUUCAAUCACCAAAAUGACUCCGAUGUCCUCAUGGGCUCGGUGGAUCCGCGCAUGAUCGGCACAUUCUCGUCUUCAUGA